UGUUGUGUUGUCGUCACGAUCGUCGCGUUCCUAGCUCAGGGAAUACAUGUAGCUCCGCUGGUACACACUUAACAGUUCGACAGUUCGCUUAUCGGGUGCGAAAGGUUUGUCGAUAAGGUGGAGUGCGCGCGCGCAGCGAGUCAGUGCCGCGAGCGACGCCGGCGCACAAGCCCAUCUCAGCUGACCGCGGUCAAACGCUGAAAAACGAGAUUCGUAACGUGUUUGAAAACUUAAAUCAAUAUUAUACAAGUGAUAUGUGCCUGAACCACCGCUGCCGGCCAGUGUUUACCAAACUGAGGUGUUGUGACAAAGAUUGCUUUUACUUUAACUUGUGCGGUUAAAUCGAGACGCCUUACAGUUUACGCAGUUAUAAAUCAUCACAAUGGCAAUGAAGGAGUGGCUCCAGUGGCUGCCGCCGCCGCGCUCGCUGCUGGCGCUGCUGCUGGCUGUGGCCGGCUUCAGCGGGCGCCUGUUCGCGUCCCACUUCACUCACUCGCCCACCCUGCUGGUGGACACGUGCCACUCGCUCUGUCGGCUCGUCGGCCUGGUCACCACACUGAUCUCAUACAAAUACGAGCGUGCAGACGAGGGCGCAGGUCGUGAAGGCCGGCUCCGCAACACGUUCGGCUGGGCGCGCAUCGAGGUGGUCGGCCGGCUCUCCGUGCACGUGCUCUUCGCCUCCUUCGCGCUGGCGCUAGUCGUCAACGCGCUGCAGCUGGGCGUGCACUCCUCGCACGGACAGCCCCCAAGAUACCCUAGGGUCAUCGUCGGCAGUGCGGUUAUUGGCCUACUCCUGAAUGCUAUUAAUUAUAUGCUGCUAGCAGGUCGGGAGCUUAGCUACAGCCGUCGCCUCAGCGUCACGGAGGGUGGUGGAGUGGUGCUGAAGACAGGGUCUGGAGAACCGGUCCUCACGCACGCACCCACUGACAUCGCCAGCAGUUUGUUCGUGAUGGGAGCAGGUUUGACCUCCGAGUGGGAGCCGGUCGCCGCUCGCAUCGCCGACCCCGCGCUCUCUGCCUGCGCUGCCAUCGUACUCGUCAUAUUUAACUACCCUUUCAUGCGGUCAGCAGGACUGGUCCUCCUCCAGACGGUUCCUGAGGGUCUCGGCGCGUGCGAUCUGAAGGCCGCCGCCCUCCGCGUGCCCGGGGUUCUCGCUAUCCAUGAGCUGCACGUGUGGCAGAUGCACAGGGACAGAGUCGUCGCCACCGCACACAUCGCAUACGGAUCACACGAGGAUUAUUUGAAAAGUUCCGCAUUAGUUUGUGAUAUAUUCAAACGUCACGGCAUCGGUCUAGUCACACUGCAGCCGGAGUUCACACUCGCUUCUAUGCCAGGUACAGAAGAAGAAAAGAAGGCUCUAAUAGAUUUCGCGAAUCUAGGAUGUUCAUGCCCAUGUGCCAAGGAGUGCACCGCGCCGAGGUGCUGCGAGCCGCCACGACAACCCACCGUCACUCGUAUCUAGUUCAGGACAUUACGUGUUAAAAAAAAUAUACAAAGAUAUACAGAAACAUGUAUUAGUAAACUUGACCUAGAGACCUUAGACCUCUAGUUGAUGUAACACUUAUAUUAUUGCAAACGAAGAUUUUGACUAAACUUGUAGGCUCGUCGUAAAGUAUGUUAUUUUAACUACCUUAAUUGUAAAAGGACUGCCUUGUAAAUAAUAUUGAUAAGUUCUUAAUUAUAGGAGACAGAUGACGAAUAUAAACUGCGAAGCUAGGAUGUAUCGCACAACAAAGUAACGCAUUUUAGACGCAUGGCCGUAUUAAAUUGCCUUUUGUAUCUCCGACGUCCACAUUAGCCGAUGAAUAACUUAAAGAAUGUUAAUUCGGCCUUCUAUAUUGUAUUGAUAAUAAGUAAACAUAGCAGCUUGUGUCAUCCUUCGUUCCUGUUUCAAAAACUUAGGAUAAUGUUUUUGUAGUGAGAAAGUGUAACGUUUCGUAAGAAUGUUUUUAUAUCGACGUUGAACUUAAGAAUACAGCCAAAGAAGUUUGUUCGAGUCAUGCGGUAAGCGGCGAAAUUUCUAAUCGUGGUAAAUAACAAUGUCAGCAUACAACAGUGAAAGUGUAAUGAAUAAAAACAUGGUUCGCGCUACAUUGUCACUCGGCUGUGUUCGCAAGCCGCCGCUGACACCGAAAUCAUCAUAAUUCAACGUAAUGACGAGAGCUUGUUGUUAACGUAAAAAGGUAUUGUUAUGGAGCUAUUACGGUGACGAAAGUUACUCCGUUCGCAGUGAAAUUAUGUGCAAGUCGUAGAGUUCAUAGGGAGCCAAGUUCGUAGAGAUUAAAGUUUGCUUUAAUCAAUUCAAGAGUGCCUUACAAAUGUUAUUUAUGUUUAGUAACAUAUUUUUGGAAUGUAUAUUUUGAUUUACAAAUAAACACUGAGUUGAUAAAGAAAAGAAUAACGUAACGUUUUUAUAAAUUUAGAAAGAAUAUUAAUUCGUUUCGAUAGAUAGUUUGUAGAGUUUAUAAUUUUCAUAUAGGUGAUACCUAUAGUUUCAGAGGCGGCGUACAAAGCGACUGUGAUGUUCCUUUACAGUAUUAAUAUAGGAAAAGCUAGUUAAGAGAAUUUUAAUUUAGUGUAUUAUAUUGUUACCGUACAGUAAUGAUGUUAACAAAUAAUAAUAGCUCGUAAGUGUUUGUGUACAAAGUUUUGUUGACUAUUGAUUUGAAGACAAAUAAAUUAAUUAACAUUU
Trichoplusia ni (cabbage looper) is the source of this 2692-nucleotide messenger RNA. It is a transcript of the gene ZnT77C, whose product is annotated as zinc transporter 1. The coding region runs from base 383 to 1462 and encodes 359 amino acids. Gene Ontology annotation, biological process: intracellular zinc ion homeostasis; zinc ion transmembrane transport; detoxification of zinc ion. The record is from RefSeq and is a predicted model, not a curated record. The transcript has 8 exons. Gene Ontology annotation, cellular component: membrane. Gene Ontology annotation, molecular function: zinc ion transmembrane transporter activity. NCBI's taxonomy places the organism in Eukaryota, Metazoa, Arthropoda, Insecta, Lepidoptera, Noctuidae.